UAUUAGUUCUAAAGAGACUUUUAACUAGUUCCAUCUUCUUAAGAAACAAAUUCUUGCCUAUUUUUCUGUCUUUUUAGGAGUUCUAAAUCUAAGCUAAAUGUCACCCUUAUUUCUUCCUGUGCACUUGCAACCCCCUCUUGGCCCAUAACUUAUGUAGUUCAAGCGAGAUAAAAUCCAGCUUCCAUGGUGUUUAUGGGCCUGCUUUAUGCUGCCAUCCACAGAGGUCCUCCUCCGGCGAUGGCGUGUAUCUUCAUGCUGCCUUCUGCCUGCUGCCUGCAACAACAACAACAGCAGCAGCGUCAACGUGGCAUGCAAAAUUGAUGGUUGCGUUGGGUGGCUGCUGGGUUGGUUGGGGCUUAAGUAGCUGCUUUAUGGGCAACCAAGAAGGAGGACCAGUAGGAUAUCUAAGGGAGUUAAGGAUAUGGAACUUGUUAACUGCCUGGCAGGACCAAAUUUAAUACCAGAAAUCAAUCUUGUGGCUCUUCAAUCAAUUGAUUACGAUGCCAAAGAUUGCUCAGCUUGUUAA
Molecule: messenger RNA, 526 nt
Organism: Drosophila eugracilis
Lineage: Eukaryota; Metazoa; Arthropoda; Insecta; Diptera; Drosophilidae
Exons: 2
Source: RefSeq, a predicted model, not a curated record